Molecule: messenger RNA, 450 nt
Organism: Talaromyces marneffei
Lineage: Eukaryota; Fungi; Ascomycota; Eurotiomycetes; Eurotiales; Trichocomaceae
Exons: 3
Coding region: 1-450 (149 amino acids)
Source: RefSeq, a predicted model, not a curated record
AUGUUGGGCAAAUACGUCUUGGCAUUGGGUCUUGUCGCAAGCACCGUGCUUGCACAGCCUGUGAUUCCCAACAAGGUCGACGUCGACAAGCGUGUGGAUGUUGAUAAGGUUGAUGUCGACAAGCGUGUGAUUGCCAAUAAGGUUGAUGUCGACAAGCGUGUGGAUGUUGAUAAGGUUGAUGUCGACAAGCGUGUGAUGGCCAAUAAGGUUGAUGUCGACAAGCGUGUGGAUGUUGAUAAGGUCGACGUCGACAAGCGUGUGGAUGUUGAUAAGGUCGAUGUCGACAAGCGUGUGGAUGUUGAUAAGGUCGACGUCGACAAGCGUGUGGAUGUUGAUAAGGUCGACGUCGACAAGCGUUGUACGACCUACAAGCCCAAAGAUCGAAUUACUACAUCCGGGCUAUUUUAUCUCCUCACCCCAUUAGAGCAACGCUCUUCACAUGAUCUAUGA